CAUCACUGCUGACUUGCACCGAGCCGCAAACGGCUCUGCUUCCCGGCCGCACUCCAGCUUCCAUUGAGCCAUCAGCUGUUGCGCACAGUUGGCAACAGCAGUACAACCAUGCAGCUCAACAGAGAGCGGCGGCGAAGAAUCUGCAAGAUGCUGCACAAGACGCUUCCGGAACCAGGCACGGCCGAGUUCGAGCUAUGGACGCAGAACCAGCAGCGCUCCCCGCUCCUCCGCCUGCCGCCCGAACUCCGGAACCGGAUCUACGAGCUCGUCCUCGACGUCGGCCAGAUCAACGUGUGCUUCAAGAAGUGGGAACACAAGCCGCGGACGCGCAACGGCCAGCGCUACUACGCGACCACUGAGGGCGGCUUCUGGUGCCGCAUCCUGGAGAAAGACCAGAACCCGUGGAGGCAGACCAACAACAAACCCCUCCACCCGCCACCGCGCCACGGCAUGACCCUCCUCUCGCCCGUCUGCCGCCAGCUCUACCACGAGACCGUGCUGCUGCCCUACCGCCUCAACGCCUGGUCCUUCGAAUCGUUCCACGUCAUGGACCGCUACGUCAUGAAGGAGAAGCGGCUGCCCUUGGCGCACCGCCGUGCGAUCCGGCUGCUAUACACCCAGACCGUGUUACCGGUGGCGGUGGAGAAAUAUCUUGGCGGUUUGGAGGUGGUCGUGCUUGAGACGGGGCUCACAAUGGUGAAGCGGACUGUGGAGGCAGGCCCCGAGCAGGGCUGUCGCAAAACGGUCGUGUGGGAUGUCUACUCCCGCAAAUGGAAGUGACCCGGUCGGGGCUCGCGUUGCUGUCACACCCCAACCAGCCCUUGCCAGGCGCAUGGCUGACGCUUGGUCGUCAACGAAAACGGCCAGUGCCCCUCAGCAAGCUGCGGAAGCUGUGGUAGCUGAGGAUGCCUCUCAUGCCGUGGUACAUAAUGCUGGGCCAUUGUCGUCCCGGAACGGGCUUAUGCGUGGGAAUACCGAGACU
This is a messenger RNA of Thermothielavioides terrestris NRRL 8126, 982 nucleotides long. RefSeq lists its product as uncharacterized. The transcript is spliced from 2 exons. The record is from RefSeq and is a predicted model, not a curated record. The coding region runs from base 109 to 780 and encodes 223 amino acids. NCBI's taxonomy places the organism in Eukaryota, Fungi, Ascomycota, Sordariomycetes, Sordariales, Chaetomiaceae.